Archocentrus centrarchus (flier cichlid) is the source of this 1553-nucleotide messenger RNA. RefSeq names its product enolase superfamily member 1 (gene enosf1). Gene Ontology annotation, molecular function: magnesium ion binding; L-fuconate dehydratase activity. The record is from RefSeq and is a predicted model, not a curated record. NCBI's taxonomy places the organism in Eukaryota, Metazoa, Chordata, Actinopteri, Cichliformes, Cichlidae. The transcript has 15 exons. Bases 114 to 1427 code for a protein of 437 amino acids. Gene Ontology annotation, biological process: carbohydrate catabolic process; amino acid catabolic process.
CAUCUUUAAUGUUUAAACCAGCAUGACAGAGUGAAGUGGGCGGGGUAAUCUUAUACAGGUCACAAGAGAAGAAACUGCUUCUUUUCCAUGACAAACUUAAUGUGCGUGCAGAGAUGUUGCACAAAAUUAUUAAUUUGACAGUGAGGGACGUGAGAUUCCCGACGUCUCUGGAGCAGCACGGCUCAGACGCGAUGCACGCUGACCCGGAUUACUCGGCCGCCUAUGUGGUCCUCGACACGGACUGCGGGCUUAAAGGUUUCGGCCUCACAUUCACUUUAGGAAAAGGCACCGAGAUCGUGCUGUGUGCUGUGAAGGCCCUUGCAGAACUGGUUGUUGGCAAAUCGUUGCAGGAGAUUGUGAGCAACUUCCGUGGGUUUUACCGCCUCCUGACCAGUGAUGGCCAGAUGAGAUGGUUAGGCCCAGAGAAAGGAGUGAUCCAUCUGGCCACCGCUGCAGUCUUGAAUGCUGUGUGGGAUCUGUGGGCGAGGGCUGAGGGCAAGCCGCUGUGGAAGCUGCUCGUCGACAUGGACCCAAAGCAGAUUUUGUCAUGCAUUGACUUCAGAUACAUCACUGAUGUUCUCACAGAGGAGGAAGCUCUGGACAUACUUGUGAAAGCACAGGAGGGAAAGCAGCAGAGAGAGGAUCAGAUGCUGAAGGAGGGUUAUCCUGCUUAUACCACCUCCUGUGCUUGGCUUGGAUACUCAGACCAGCAGCUGAAGCAGCUCUGCUCAGAUGCUCUUAAAAGCGGUUGGACCAGGUUUAAGGUGAAGGUCGGUGCUGACCUAGAGGAUGACAUACGCAGGUGCUGCCUCAUCAGGCAAAUGAUUGGACCCAGUAGCACCUUGAUGAUCGACGCCAACCAGAGAUGGGACGUAGCUGAGGCCAUAAGUUGGGUGUCCAGACUGGCUGAGGUCAAACCUCUUUGGAUCGAGGAGCCCACGUCUCCAGAUGACAUCCUGGGUCAUGCUGCUAUUUCUAAGGCUUUGGCUCCACUUGGGAUUGGAGUGGCAACAGGCGAGCAGUGUCACAACAGGGUGAUGUUUAAGCAGUUCCUGCAGGCCUCUGCGCUGCAGUUUGUCCAGAUAGACAGCUGUAGGCUGGGCAGUGUCAACGAGAACCUGGCUGUGCUGCUGAUGGCCCACAAGUUCCAAGUGCCUGUGUGUCCUCAUGCUGGAGGAGUCGGGUUAUGUGAGCUUGUCCAGCAUCUGAUUCUGUUUGAUUACAUCUGUGUGUCUGCAGAUCUCAGGAACCGAAUGUGUGAAUAUGUAGACCACCUCCAUGAGCACUUCACUAGUCCUGCAGUGAUUCAAGACGCCCACUACAUGCCCCCAAAGGAUCCAGGCUAUUCUUGUGAGAUGCUGGAAGCAUCUGUGAACAGACAUGAGUACCCUGAAGGAGACAUUUGGAAACUGGAAAUCAACAAAUAAGAGCUAUAUUUUAAAGAUUUUUAUAUUUGUACUGUGCAAGUCCUGAGCCACCCCUCAUUACUUUAUAUUUUGCUAGGAGAGUGGGAAAUAAGUGCAGAGAUUCAUUAAAACAUACAUGUAAAUACA